Messenger RNA from Aedes aegypti (yellow fever mosquito), 2477 nucleotides. It is a transcript of the gene ergic53, whose product is annotated as protein ERGIC-53. Gene Ontology annotation, cellular component: Golgi membrane; COPII-coated ER to Golgi transport vesicle; endoplasmic reticulum-Golgi intermediate compartment. NCBI's taxonomy places the organism in Eukaryota, Metazoa, Arthropoda, Insecta, Diptera, Culicidae. The transcript has 5 exons. Gene Ontology annotation, molecular function: D-mannose binding. Gene Ontology annotation, biological process: endoplasmic reticulum organization; endoplasmic reticulum to Golgi vesicle-mediated transport; Golgi organization. The record is from RefSeq and is a predicted model, not a curated record. The coding region runs from base 88 to 1650 and encodes 520 amino acids.
CUCAUCUGCUUUUGUGGCAAGCUUCCAGCUCAGUCAGUCACUUCUCUCCGUUUUCGUAGUGUGCAGCGGUUCCAUUAGUUCGUAAAAAUGGCUGUCACCGGGUUGACGUGUUUGUCAACCUUUCUCCUGCUCGCUGCGAUUCUGCUGCUCUCCGCCGGAACGACCGUCAACGGAAAUACCCACCUGGUGCACCGGCGAUUCGAGUACAAGUAUUCCUUCAAGCCCCCGUACCUGGCGCAGAAGGAUGGAACCGUCCCGUUCUGGGAAUACGGUGGCAAUGCCAUUGCUAGUUCGGAGAACGUCCGGAUAGCGCCGUCGCUCCGCAGUCAGAAGGGUGCCAUCUGGACCAAGCAGCGCACCAAUUUCGACUGGUGGGAGGUCGACAUUGUGUUCCGAGUGUCCGGCCGGGGUCGCAUCGGUGCCGACGGUCUGGCCUUCUGGUACACCACCGAGAAGGGCGACUACACCGGCGAAGUGUUCGGCUCGUCGGACCGCUGGGUCGGAUUGGGUAUCUUCUUCGAUUCGUUCGAUAACGACAACAAGCACAACAACCCGUACAUCUCGGCCGUGCUGAACGACGGUACGAAGAAGUUCGAUCACACCAACGACGGUUCCACUCAGUUGCUGUCCGGUUGCUUGCGCGAUUUCCGUAACAAGCCAUUCCCGACGCGUGCCAAGAUCGAGUACUACAACAACAUCCUGACGGUGCUGUUCCACAACGGAAUGACCAACAACGAUCAGGAUUACGAGAUGUGCUUCCGAGCGGAGAAUGUGGUGCUGCCGAAGACCGGUUACUUCGGAGUGUCCGCUGCGACCGGUGGAUUGGCGGACGAUCACGAUGUGUUCCACUUCCUGACCACGUCGCUGCAUGUGCCCGGACAGAUCAAGGAGGAAGUCCCCCAUGAUCAGGAUCAGGCCAAGCUGACCCAGGAGUACCAGGAUUACCAGAAGAAGCUGGAACAGCAGAAGGAAGACUACCAGAAGGAGCACCCCGAGCUGCAGAAGGAUGAUUUGGAGAACUGGUUCGAAGAUUACAAUGCCCGGGAACUGCGGCAGAUUUGGGAAGCGCAGACGGCCACUCAUGACCAGCUGCGGACACUCAAUACCAAGUUGGAUGAGGUGAUUGGUCGCCAGGAACGAACCCUAGGAUUGCUGUCGGUGCAGGGCGGAGGUGGCGCUCCCCCGCCACAUAUUUCCCAGCAGCAGCCACCACAGGCGGGAGGCGCUCCGCAGAUUGCUGCCGGUAGUGUCAUCCAGCGUCACGAAGUCGAUGCUCUGCUGCGCAAUCAGAACUUGAUGGUCCAAACGGUUACCGAGAUCCGGUCGAUCAUUGGGGAAGUGCACGCCCGGGCGGAUUCCAUCCUGAACAAUCAGGCACGAGCUCCGACCGCUCAGAUUCAGGGCGGUGGCUACGACAUGCAGAGUUUGAUCCACGAGAUGCGGGACGGUAUGAACCAGGUCAAGCAGGGCAUGGCCGGGGUUUCGCAGCGACUUCAGCAACCGAACGCGCAAGCCAAUGUGCAAUGCCCAACGCAGAAUUGCGUCGGAAUGACUGCCUUCCUGGUGACGAUAGUUGUCCACCUGUUAGUGAUAGUAGGAUACAACAUGUACAGAGACAGCAGGGACGCCCAAGCGAAAAAGUUCUACUAGAAGAGGCUGCUAUGAGAGGGCCGCCAUCGGUCAAGUCCUGCUGGUAGUCAAUGCAAGUUGCUGUAGAAUGUACGUGAGCGAGAGCGAGAGGGAGAGAGAUUAUCCAUCCAACCAUCCAGCAAAAAACAAAACCAGCAAAAUCAACCAACCAGCCGUACACUAGCGUCAGUAUGAUGUAAAAUUUAGGCUAAACAAUUAAAGAAUUAUAAUUAGUGUGGAGAAGCAAACCUGAUAAUGCGCGAGUAGCUGCAUUUGUAUUGAAUACGGACCCGAAACAGAAACGCAAAUCGAUUCAGUAGAGUCAGUCAACUAUAUUAGUGUUAGAGAGCCAGAUUAGCGUGGUACAAUUUGUCAGAUGAAGAACGUUAGAAAAGGGCUAUGAUUUCCGAUAGAAUUUUGAUCGAGAGGGGCGAACUGGAAUGCAUGCAUUACUUAAAUCCGUGACAAACCGACUCCCGUUUGAGUGGAGUUUGAUUUAUGGAGAUCUUAAAGCUACUAAUUUUCCCUUUAGAAUUCGUGUCUAUUUCUGUUACGUGAUAUGUAUCAGUAGAAGUAAAUGUUUUAAGUUCAGUUUCGAGUCAAACGUGGGACGAAAUAAUUUCUUGCAUUUGCUGGGCUCGCAUAACUGCCUCCACUGAUUUUAGUUUUUGCCUCAUUCACACUCCACUCCGCAUUCUGGAGUUUCAAACGGGAAUAUAUGUUUUUUUUUUCUUUUCAAGAACUGCUGAAAACUAUCGUCGUUGUAAAUGUGUAUUAUGUUUGUGCAACUGUUUCAACCGUGCGAGAAUUAUUUAAAGUAAAAUAAACAAAGUUUAUUACAAAACUGA